AUGGCCCCCGGAGAAGCCUUUGUUGUCGGCACUGCUACCGGUCUGCACUCUCAGAAGGUGAAAGCGGAGGCGCCUGAGUAUCAGCAUCCUCUGGAUCCGUUGACCGCGGAAGAGAUCGCUGCUAUAACAUACAGCAUCCGGCAGCACGUCGCCACCAAGACCGAGGUGAAGGCGAUCAGGUUCCUGACAUGCUAUCUGCUGCCACCGCCGAAGAAGGUGGUGCUCGCGUACCUGGGGAUUCCGCUCAGCCCUGGGGCUAAGCCUGAGCCCAAGUCCGAGAUUGUCAGGAAAGCGGAGGCUGACUAUAUCGAUGUUGUCACUGGUAAUGGGUACAAUGCGAUUGUUGCGUUCAAGGACUCGAAAUGGGAAGUAGAAUCCAUUGAACUACUCCCCGAGGGCACCCAGCCUCAGAUCUCCCCUGAGGAGCUCAACCAAGCCGAGAAGAUUGUGCGGGCUGACGAGCGAGUGCAGAAGCUCGCGAGAGACGUCGGCGUUGAACCGCACCAGCUGCAUGCAGAUGGUUGGGCAAUCGGCUACGAUGAUCGGUUCCCUAAGAAGACUCGGAUUCAGCAAGCCCUCUUAUUUGCUAGGUUCGGCGAGCACGAGAACCUCUAUGCGCACCCUAUGGACUUCAUCCCAAUCAUCGACUCCGUCGCGGGCAAGGUGAUCCAUAUUGACUUUCCGCCCUCCUACAACCCCGAGGGCAAGCUCUCGACCCAAACGACCUCGUUCCCUCCUCUGGACGCCGAUCCCCUCCAGGCGACCAACCGCGAGCGCAUCGCCCCGCCUAAAGAGAAGUUCGACUUCCUGCCCGAUCUCAUGGCCCAGAACGAGAGUCAGAAGACAAAGUUCCGGGACGACGUGAAGCCGCUGCAUGUCGUGCAGCCCGAGGGCGUGAGCUUCAAGAUGGACGGGCAUGAGCUCGAGUGGCAGAAGUGGAAGAUGCACAUCGCCUUUAGCCAUCGGGAGGGUAUUGCGCUUUCUACGAUCACCUAUAACGAUGACGGUGAGGUUCGGCCAAUCUUCUACCGUCUCUCCGUCGCGGAAAUGGUUGUGCCAUAUGGCGCCCCGGAGUAUCCUCAUCCGAGGAAAUUCGCAUUCGACACGGGAGAGUAUGGCAUGGGCACGAUGGCGAACGAGCUCUCGCUUGGUUGCGAUUGUCUCGGGCAGAUCCAUUAUUUGCCCGGAGCGUAUGUUGCGAACGACGGCAGUGCGGUUGUGAUCAAGAACGUUAUUUGUAUUCACGAAGAGGACGCCGGCCUCUUGUGGAAACACACUGACUGGCGUGAGGGUGGCCGUGCCCACUCGGUGCGGAGCCGCCGCCUAGUUAUCAGCAUGAUCUGUACCCUCGCAAAUUAUGAGUAUGUGUGGAAUUACUACUUCUACCAGGACGGCAACAUCGAGCUCGAAAUUCGCUUGACGGGCAUCCUGCAAGUAUAUGUUGCGAAGCCCGAUGAGCCAGCCCAAUACGGCACGCUGGUUGCUCCCCAAGUGAACGCACACUACCACCAGCACAUCUUCUCCCUGCGCGUAGACCCGAUGCUCGACGGCUUGCAAAACAGCGUCGUCGAGUCCGACAUUGUCCCACUGCCGGACGCCCCGACGGGUUCAGCAGCGAAUUUCGCUGGGAAUGCCUUCAUCGUGCAAGAUAAGGUCCUCAAGAAGCAGAGCGAGGGCGUGCGCGAAAUGGACCUGGCGAAGGAUCGCAGGUGGCGAAUCGUGAACCCUGCGCGGAAACAUUACAGCAGCGGUAAGGAAGUGUCCUACGCGAUCAACAUGAAGGGUGGCGCCACCACGCUACUGGCCCGUGACGACAGCUGGGUCGCUACGAGGGCCGCGUUCGCAAGAAAGCCACUGUGGGUCGUGAAGGACGUCGAGGGGCCGAAGGGUAACCGGAUGUGGCCUGCGGGCAAGUACGUCCCCGGGACGAGGGAGGAGCCCGCGGAGUCGCUAGGCAAGUGGGUGCAAAGUGAGGAGAGUAUCGAGAACGAAGACGUGGUGCUGUUUAUCACGGUCGGCACAAACCACAUCCCGCGCCCGGAGGACUGGCCCGUCAUGCCCGUGGACCACCUCCGAGUUGCGUUCAAGCCGCACAACUUCUUCAAGUAUAAUCCGAGCAUGGACGUUCCCGGAGGGAAGGACCCACGCAGUGUCUCCGCCUUCAAGGACACGAAUGGGAAUCUGCCGGGAUACAGCGUGCAGUCGUGCUGCAGUGGCAAUUGA
Messenger RNA from Gloeophyllum trabeum ATCC 11539, 2223 nucleotides. RefSeq lists its product as uncharacterized. Gene Ontology annotation, molecular function: primary methylamine oxidase activity; quinone binding; copper ion binding. The coding region runs from base 1 to 2223 and encodes 740 amino acids. NCBI's taxonomy places the organism in Eukaryota, Fungi, Basidiomycota, Agaricomycetes, Gloeophyllales, Gloeophyllaceae. The transcript is spliced from 11 exons. The record is from RefSeq and is a predicted model, not a curated record. Gene Ontology annotation, biological process: amine metabolic process.